This is a messenger RNA of Gasterosteus aculeatus aculeatus (three-spined stickleback), 3595 nucleotides long. RefSeq lists its product as uncharacterized. Lineage: Eukaryota; Metazoa; Chordata; Actinopteri; Perciformes; Gasterosteidae. Gene Ontology annotation, molecular function: protein binding. The record is from RefSeq and is a predicted model, not a curated record.
CAAUAUAUGCCGCAGAUGACCGUUUGCGUCGUGUGAAGAUACUGUGGCUUCUAUCACAAGGCAGUAUUAUGUCUCGGAGGUGUGGAUGGUGGUUUAUCUUCUCCAGAGGUUUGUCUGGUGAAAUUGCAUGUGAUGUUUAGCAGUAGAGCCAUUUCGCUGUUCGGCAGCUGCCGCGAUGGAAAGUGCAAACGCAGAGCAACAGCGACCUCGUUGGCGCCGGUGGAGGAGGAGGACUCUGCGGGUUUCCCGUAGGCUGCUCUGCUGCUCAUGUUGGCGCGGUGAGGAGAGGGAUCCUCUGCAGCAGCAGGAAAGGAAGAUCAAUGGGGGCUCUCGGCAUCCACACUUGGAUCAGCGGGGAUCAGGUGAGAGGGAGGCUAUCCAGAUUACGGUAGAGGACCUGGGGAUAGUUAACACCGGCUUCAGCCUGUGCGAGGAGGACACCCCGACCUCGGGCAACAGCACGGCCCGCUCAGCUAGCUCCGUGUCCGCCUGCCUGAGGGCUCUGAAAAAGAAACGACUGGGGCCUCUGUUUUCACUCCCUAUGGACAUGCAGGGAAAACUGGCCAUCACUUCUACCAGUGGAGAAGGUGGUGAUGAAGAGGACGACGACCCGCUGGUGUUUGAGAGUGGCACUGAUGUCACGCCAGCUCCUGGAAGCCUCCUAUCACCGCCCGUCAUUAAUCUGAUCCCACCCACUCCAUCCGAUGUCGUUGACGACGAUCAGUUCUUUGACGUUAAUUUGGAAGACAUUGUGGCAAACGAUGCUGUCAGCGGUGGAAGCUCUGGUGCUGGUGACCACGAGCGCUACGAGGAAUCGAUGAAGGGUGCCGAGGCAAAGGUGUCAACCGUGGAAUUUCCACCGGCAGAGAGUAAGGUCAGUGCUGAUGAUUCAGCUGGGCUUGAAGAGGCCCCACGUGACGGGUCUGGAGAAGAAGAAGAGGCAGAGACAACCAAAGAUGGGGACGAGGAGAAAACAAAGCCAAGGCUCUUACGUUGUGCGUACCAGGUGGCUCCUCUCCCUAAGUACACUCAGAAAAAUGAACUGAGCAACACAGAUGUGAACUGCUCCGACAUGCCGAAAGCUGAACUCUGCCUGCUUCCUGCCAACAUGGACACAUUUACUCACCAAAGGAGGCUCAUAACGCGCUCCUGCAGUCUUGAAGACACACCGACCAGGAGCGCCACUUUCCACGCUUUGACCCAGACCACAGACCACCAGGAAGAUGAGAGGUCGCUCCAACAGCGCCGCAUAACCGUUGCAUCAUAUAUGCCUCAGUCUCAGGAUCAGAAUGGAAACUUCCCUGAGAAGGACGUCGACAGGCAAGUGGCCAAAUGUCUUGGGGAACUGAGCACAGAUGAAGUCUGCCGCUGGUUUACCAAUAUCGGACUGCAGAAAUGUCUUCCUUUCAUCCGAGAUGUAAACCUGUGUGGAGCAGACGUAGCAUCGGUGGAUGUGAACACUCUGGACGUCCUGCACAUCACCACCCUGGAGGAGAGGGAGAAGCUGCUGUCUGCCGUUUAUAAGGAGCUGCACCCUUCCAGCCCAAUCACCCAGAGACUCGACUCUCUGCUCGAUUCGUUGGGCCCGAACAGUGUGGAGACAUUCACCGCGACAUUAGUGUCAAUGAGCAAAUCUAAGUCCUCUCCACAUGUGAGCUGCCUGAGCAUGAAUCGGCGUUCCCUAAAGCGCAGAAACACCAGCCAAACCCCCUUGGCACAGAGGAAUUCUCAGCUGAUCGAGAUAGCAAUUAAUGCAUCAGAGCGGAUAGUUCAUCUCCGAACCCCAAAGGAAACAACGGUGGGGAAAAUCAUGGAUUCAUGCAUCAAAAUGUUGGGAAUGACAGAAGACAGGAGCCUUUUCAUACUGAGAGAAAAGCAAGGUUCAUCGGAAGACCUCCCCCCAGAUCAGCUGAUCGCCAGCCUACUGACAUCGACAUCAGAGGACAGGCAGUUGGAGCUGCACUUGUGUAAAACGGACGGGUCAUCUGGAACCAUAGCAAAACAAAAUCCAGGAGUCCACAGCUCUAAUGAGAAUAACAACAUCAACAAAAAUGCCCUGGUGAACCGGCCAGCCAAAGAAGAGAGGAUCAAAGAACUAAACCAGCAGGUGGAAUCGCUCCAAAAUGUCAUCCUUCAGGUCCAGGAGCUCCACCACGGCCUGGUGGCAUUUUGCUCAGAGAUAAAGAACAUGGAUGGAGACGUGGAUGUGGACAGGCUUAGCUCCGCUGAGCUGAAGGAGAGGUCGCAGUUGGUUAAAAGCCGCCUGAAUGACAAGAGGCGGAGCCUGCAGACCCUCAGAGACAACAUUAACGACUCCACUGCUCACAAAAAGAAACAGUUGGACGUACGUCUCUUGGAAAAGAUGAAACUGAACUGCCAGGUGUUUAAGGAGGAAAUUUCCAUGGUACAUCUCAAUCGGCAGAUGGCACACCUCCAAAAUGCUUUGCAAGAAAGCUACGUUAAGGAGAAAGUUCAGAGAAAAAGUUUGGCCAUUGGUAGCCUGAGCCAGCUGGUGUCCCCGCAGUCUCCUGCCAUGCUGCUGGUUGUGCAGGAGAACCGAAACCCCGAUGGCCAGUACGGCUUCUCGUGUUGCUACAGGGAAGGCAGCGGACUACUGGUGGUCAAGGUGGAAAACUGCCAACUCUGUGUUGACGACAGGCUGGUGGAGGUGAAUGGUGUGCCGGUGGUUAACUCUACACAGGAAGAGCUGACCACCAUCUUACUGGAGGGACCCAGCGCCAAUAUUGUUGUCCUUCGCCAGCCCCCGCUCCCCCCCACCUCCGUAGUCCUGCAGCGCAUCAUCACCUCUGAUCCCGAGCAACAGCUCUCUCUUGCCGACUUAGACCGGGGUGUGGUUCCAGUUGAAACAACUCCUCGACGGAAGGUGGUGGCCAUCUGAUGAUACGACAGAGAGAGAAAAAGACCAGCGCAGAGACUUGAGGGUUAAUGAUAUCUGACUGUGGAGCCAUGCAGCGAAAUGCCCUCUUUUGUUAGUUAUUUAACUCUAAAUAUAAAUAUAUGUUAUUGAAAAUGUCAAUGUGUUGAAAUGAUAGACGUUUAGUUAGGAACAUCCAAUAGUAAUAUAGCUGUGUUGUUAUGUGACGUUUUCCUCGACUAAGCCUCAACACAUGUACACAGCGUUGUGCUUGGCAGAUAGAACAGUUAUAUUUGAUCCAUAUUGUUGCAAUGUAUACGGAGAACCAUGCCUGUGAAAAAAACUUAUUUCCAGAAAAACACAUGAAACCGAACCACAUUGACUUCUUUCUAUUUGCAUCUCCUCUUGUGCUACAUCAUAUUUUGUGCCAUGAGGGAAAAUGAAUAGUACAGGAAAGACAAGGAGGCAGAGCCUGAUAAGGACAAUGCAUGCUUCAUCUUGUACAACUAUAAUUGAAAAUAUGUGAAUCCUGUCUAUAGUUACUGUAACAUAUCGUGUAAAGAUACAUCCAAUAGCUUUGUAUCCUGUUUCUCUUAUUAGAAUAGAGACUUGUACGGCUACAACAGUAUUCGGAGCAAAAACAUGAGUCACGUCCCUUUUUUUGGAUGUUGUAAUGUAAUCCACUGUGCUGCAGGAAUAAACCCUUGGGCCCGGAAAUGC